AUGACGUCCGCAGCUGGAGCCAAGCAGGCUCCUGGCCACGAUACCGAGGCUGCGCAGCCUGCCAUGAUUCAGCAGACAGUCGAGACGGCUGGCAAGACGGACACCUACUCCUCUGCCGACGGCCACUCGCAGCGCGGUUCGAGUCCCAACGCGACCCCCGACUCGGGCGGCCACAAGGAGGCUGGCGUGAGCAAGGUCGAGGCAUUCAACAAGGUGCUUUACCAGUCAGGCCGCAAGGGCAAGGUCCUGCUCUGGGUGCUGGGCGUCUCCAUUGGCUUGACCAUGUUUGCGUACGCGCUUGACAUGGGCCUCACGAGCAGCAUCUUCAGCACCCUAGCCUCCUCCACCUUUGGCGUGCACAGCUCGCUCGGCGCCGUGAGCACGGCCAGUCAGAUCAUCCGCGCCAUCAGCAAGCCCUUUAUCGGCAAGCUGGCUGAUAUCACCUCUCGACCGACCACCUACGUCGUCAUUCUCUGCUUCUACGCCGUCGGCUUCGCGGUCGCUGCCAGCGCCAACAACUUUGCCUCGUACACGGUCGGUAUCUGCUUCACCUCGGUCGGCAAGUCGGGCCUCGAUCUCCUCAGCGACAUCAUCGUCGGUGACCUGACCCCCCUCGAAUGGCGCGGCUUCUUCGGCGCCACCCUGUCCUUGCCCUUUGUCGUGACGUCGCCUAUUAAUGGCUUCAUUGGUGAGGGAUUCGUCGACAACUGGCGAUGGGGCUUGGGAAUGUUUGCCAUUCUUGUCCCCGCUCUCCUCCUCCCCGCCAUCUUCACCCUCUACACCAUGCAGCGACGCGGUGAGAAGGCCGGCAUGGUCACCAUGGCCGACUCCAAGAACGUGCGCACCGGUCUCGAGGAGGGUGGUGCCAAGGGCUUCAUGUACUGGGCCAAGCUUCUGUACGCCGGUCUGAUCGACAUUGACAUUGCCGGCCUCGUCAUCCUCGGUUUCGCCUUCUCUCUCAUCCUCCUGCCCUUCACCCUCGCCAAGAGCGCAGUCGGCGGCUGGGGUAACCCGAGCAUGAUCGCCAUGCUCGUCAUGGGCUUUGUGUGCCUCGGCUUCUUCAUCUUGUUUGAGAUGUUCGUCGCCCCCAAGCCCAUCAUGACCAAGCGCAUCCUGAAGAACCGCGCCUUCCUGGCGGGUGUUACCAUUUAUACCUUCAACCAGAUGGCCUCGUCAGUCCGCAACACCUACUUUGCGUCUUACAUCUACAUCAUCAAGGACUGGACCACCUACGAGUGGAUCAUCUUCCUAAGCACCACGAUCAUGGGUCUCAGUCUGCUCGGCCCCGUUGUCGGUCUCAUCCAGAGGAAGACCCAUCACUACAAGUCCAUGAUGGUCUUUGGCGCCACCGCUAGGAUUAUCGGGUACGGUAUCAUGGUGCAGCCCAGCGGCAACAUGACGCAGGACACCGCCCGUCUCGUGGCCGCGCAGCUCAUCUUCUGUUUGGCCUCCUUCAACGUCGUCGGUGCCCGUGUCGGCACCCAAGCGUCCGUGCCCCACGAGGACAUGGCGUCCAUCAUCUCCGUCCUCACCCUCUGGUCCACUCUUGGCUCCAGUAUUGGCAGCGCCAUCGCGUCUGCCAUCUGGACCAACCAGAUGCUCGACCAGAUGUACGUGGAGAUGCCCAACGUGCCCAAGGACAAGAUUCUCGAGAUCUACGGCAGCAUCACCGCGCUGCGUGACGAGUACGACUUUAUGGACCCCAUUAGGCAGGGCUCCAUCCGCGCCUAUGCCAUUGUCAACGGUAACAUUACUGUCACGGCCUUGUGCUUGGCCUGCGUACCCUUCAUCGCCUCGUUCUUCAUGCCCGACUUCUUCCUCGGCAAGCAGCAGAAUGCCGUCACCAACACGGGUCUUGAUGGCGAGCUUGUCGACGUUCCUACCAAGAACGGAGGCCAAGAGGUGGUCGAUGAGAAGCCCAAGACCAUGUGGGAGAAGAUGCGGGAUGCAUACCGCAAGUAA
Emericellopsis cladophorae is the source of this 1962-nucleotide messenger RNA. RefSeq names its product siderophore iron transporter. The record is from RefSeq and is a predicted model, not a curated record. Gene Ontology annotation, molecular function: transmembrane transporter activity. The coding region runs from base 1 to 1962 and encodes 653 amino acids. The transcript has a single exon. Lineage: Eukaryota; Fungi; Ascomycota; Sordariomycetes; Hypocreales; Bionectriaceae. Gene Ontology annotation, biological process: transmembrane transport.